CGAGGUUGGGCGAAGUCCUGCAUUUGGAACAAGAAAACCAUUAAUGCUUUUAGUGGCUUUAAUUGCCAGGGUGUGAUAAUUCAAGUACUUUAGCUGGUACAAUUGCACAUAUAUGCAGACACUACAAUCGCCUCCAACAUUCCUUAGUUCCACUAGUCCAAUCAUGUUUCAUGCAAAGAUAUGAUAUCUGGACUUACAACUACAGUAUACCAACUUAAUUACGGUUUUGGGAAUACCUUGGGCUGUGGGAAAUCAUAUGGUACCGGCAAAAAGCAAAUACGCAGAUCUUUCUAGCGAAAAUACCACAUGCAUGCCUACGUAGUAUUUGGCUGAAAAAAAGAAGUACACCAGACCGCAAUAUUGGCGUUCCUCCAGUACGUGUUAAAGUACUCGAUUAAUCGCUCCCCAAAUUGUCAGUACUGAAUAUGACCGAUUCUAUGUUCAUUUUAUCUUAAGGUAUGUUCAUGGUGAAUGUUAAAUUUUUAUCCGCCAAAGGAACAGUAUUGAAAAGCUCCUCGCGCUCUGUAAGUAUUAUUCCGUGCUAUCCAUGAUUAUAUAUGUGAACAAGCCUUUUUAUAACUUAUAUAAAACAACAAAUAUAAAAUAUGCUAAUGGCUUAGAUUAAGCGGAGUGUGACUUAAAUGUCACAUUCCUGGUAAACCCGAUCUCAAAAAAUUCUUGGAGACAAUUUUUAACUAUGAAGGUUUUUAGCGGACAAAAUAUCUGAAAUGUAUCAAUCGAGUUUAUGUGCUAUAAAUUGAUGUUGUGUGCUAUACAUUGAUGUUAUGUGCAAAUACAUCAAUGUCAUAAACGUACCGAUACAACUAAAAGAUAAACCGAUACAACUAAAAGAUAAACCGAUGCAACUAAAAGAUAAACCGAUACAACUAAAAGAUGAGGAAGCGGAAGUAAAUGCAACUAAAAGAUGAGGAAGCGGAAGUAAAUCGGGAAAAUGAAAGUAGAGCAACGCGCCGACAUACAACAAUGGCGUCUCUUGGACCACGUAUUUGGCUUCCUACAGAAAACUUUUUUCGUGAAUUGGUUGAUUUAAUAAGAAAUGCUGAACAAAGUCGCACUCAUUGUGACUCGCCAGACUUUUAUUGUCAUAGAUUACUGUAGAAGAAUAUGAACGCACAUUUAUAAGUGUUUUAAGAACAAGAAUACCAGCUCAUACCCAACGGAGCAGUUUUUAAUCAACAAUCUAUAUAUACUAUGCACUUAUUUAAAUAGUUUGCGAAAUAAAUUCGACAAAAUUGUUGAAAAUUAUGAAAGGACCUCACAGCGCUUUUCACUAGAAGAGUCUCACGACCGUGCGGUUUGUAUCUGCGAAGAAUGCUGUAAAUUAGUCAACGGCGUACGCGCAAUCUCGUUCCCCGAGCCUGCGAUCCUCGAGAAGGUCGGUGAGGCUCUGGGAUAAUCCGUUGCCGGAAGCCAGGAAUCCUGGCUAAGAUUGAACUGCGCAUUCCAUUUCAACGGCCAAUCAGAUUCCUCCUUGAACAGGGCCCGCGGAGCGUAUUAGAGAGUGGGGGGGCUAAAGGGUGAGGUUUAAUUAAUUUAGAAAGUUUCAUUUAGAUUUCUAUUUUAAUAAUUUUGGCUGUCAAAAAAAGUGGGGGGGCUAAAGCCCCCCCAGCCCCCCCGUCUCCGCGGUCCCUGCUGAAACGGAUUAUCCCAGAGCCUCACGUUCCUUCCCGAGGUUCGCAGAGUCGGGGAACGAAAUUGGGCGUACGCGCACAAUUCUGAACUCCAAGGGUAGAGUGCUCCAGUGACAUAUUCAGUUCAGUUUCAAAAUGGCGGCUUUUCACUGAGCGAUCCGAUAUAUUUCACACAGUUUCGUUGAAUUUUCAAAGAACUGUGCCGGUUUCCUAUGGAUUUUACGUUGUGUCGCACUCUGGACUCUCUUGCGUGUUGAAUUAAUGUGUUUUUCUUUUUGUAACGAGUCGAAAAUCCCAAAAUUUGGAUCCAGCGAAUUUAUACAAUAUAUAGUGGAAUAUAAACAAGAACAAGUUAAAUAAAGGUUUGACAGUUUGAAUCCUAAACAACUAUGAAUAUACGUUGUAGACUCAUAAACAUCCGUUGUGCACUUGUGUUCAUUUGCAUAAUUAUAGAUUUGCACCUAAUUACAUUAACUUGCACCAAAUUACUUUCCAUUUUAUCAUAUAUUACUAUAAAAGUGUAUUUUUUCGAUUGUAUUCAGCGAGGUGGUGUUGCGUGCGGCGACGUGAAUCGUGGUACGGUUCGAUUUGUUUUUGGAACAAGAUCCAACUUUUCCCCCCACUUUUUUAAUUCUCAAAUUGUUUAUUAGACGUUUACUGGUUGAGGUUAGAGAAGGGCUUGGGAUUAGGAUAAGUUUAUCUUAUAAAUGGAAGCAAAUUGGCGUAUUUUUUAGAAGAAUCGUCUAUGUCUAUGAACUUUUUAGCACCUGAAACGAACCAUAUAAUGGCAUUAAAAAUCAAGGACUAUAUAAUUUCUUCGCUAUUAUUGGCCCAUCAUUAUUUACGGUUGAUAGUUGAUGAUCAUAGUUGCAGUGGGCCUGGCUUGCCAGAUUGAGUUGCCCGUAGCCGGAGGGUACGUCUGAGCCGGCGUCUUCGUAUAUUAUGGUUGAUAGUUGCUGAUCAUGAUUGUGUUUAUUGGUUGUAUUUAUAUGGUCCAGACCUCCUGUAUCCCUAUCUACUUCUCUGCUACACAUUACACCCUACCAGGAAAGUUACCAUUUUCAGGCUAGUGUGAACGCCUGAUCAGGCGUCUUGUUCAACAUACAGUAUAUUCACUUGGCGCCUCUGGCUCGGCACGCGCGAUUUUGCCGAAUAGAUCUACUUCCGUUUUUCCAAUUUACUUCCGCUUCCUCAUCUUUUAGUUGUAUUUACUUCCGCUCCCUCAUCUUUCAAUUGUAUCGGUUUAUGACAAUGACGUAUAGCAUAACAUCAAUUUAUAGCGCAUGAACUCGAUUGAUGCAUUUCAGAUAUUUUGUCCGCUAAAAAACUUCAUGUUUAACUGAGACAGUUGACCAAAUAUUCUUAGACAACUUGUAAAUAGGUUGUAAAGAAGUCUAAAGGAAGUAUUACUCAACGCAAAACCUCAUAUGCAAAAUAAUUUUUCCCUUUCCAGUGUAUAUUACAUUAUGAAUCAAGUCUGGUGAGAUUGUUCAGGACAAUAUUUUACUCUCUUCCUCUUACAAUUGGAAUAACUGAAGAAAAACAGAAAGUAGAGCUGAAUUUCUUUGACGACUACAUUGAUGAUUCCGUAAGUAGAAUGAAGUUAAGUGAAAUUGCUUGACAGUACUCAUAACCUUAGCCAGCAUGCCGCUUGGCGAUUUCAAUGGACGGCCAUUAUAGCAUUUGGACGUCCACUUGAAAAAGACGGAUUUUCAACGCUUAUUAUCUUACUAACGCAUUCUGGGGGAUGUAAGAAUCUCCAGAUUAUAUACCGUACCCGAUGGCUUCAAUUGGCAAAAUAGUGCAUGUAGCAAGCAAUCAUACAUAACAUGUCCUUAAAUUUUACAAUCUAAUGUUUUGUCAUUGUUUCUGUCAUUGCCUGGGAACGUUUAUUUUUAUCUCUAUCAAUCAUUGACAAUCAAAUUCAAGGCAAUUCCAAUCAAAUAGUUCAUUUGGCUAACAAUGGAAAGUGAAUUUCUCACGCAAGUUAAUUCUUAAAAUUUUAUCUGCGAUUCGAUAAAUGGUUGUUAUUCUUUAAUUUUUUCCCAAAAUUCGUAUCAACCAUGGUAAUCACUGCAUGCCGCCUUAUAGAGUACUUCAAGACUAACAGCUUUACAUAGUAUAACUAUAUAGUACCAUGUACAGUGUUUUCUUUGAGAAAUUAAAUCUUAAAAAUACCAAAGUUUGUCGGCUACACUGAGCAAAGAAGUUUGACUGUAGCCUCAUUUUGCUGCUUUUUGCACAUUACAAAGGGCUAUAAUUUCGCUUGCAUGGAUUGCAUGUUUUCAGUUUUAAACUCUUACACUUUACACUUAACUUUAAAUAACAGUGCCUGAUAAGAAAUUGUUUAUUAGCCUGGUAAUGCAUAAAAUAAAUUAUGCAAUAAUGCAAAAUUGUGGCGGCUAGUUUUCGAAUCCGUCAACAAGCCAUCAAAAAUAUACAGCAAUAGUAUAUGCAAAAUUGCAAGAGAAUACGUCUUUAAGCCGAUUACAGACGAGCAAGUUUUCAUGACAAGUUUUAUUUGCUCGUCAAACUUUGCUAAUUUUUGCUAUAUAUGACAAUUAAUAAAUACUGCAUGGCACGUAAUUUGAGCACUCUAAGUCAGCGAUCUGUUGUAGUAAUAGCCAAUACUAGCUAUAUAUCGUGGCAGUCAGAUAACCAAAAACUUGUCAUAGAAAAUUUGCUGUACAUACACUGUCACGUGAAAUUGAAAAAUAAAACUUGCCAUAUAUGAAAACUUGUCAUAGAAAACUUACUUGUCUGUAACCGGCUUUAUACGCCCCCAAAGAGAUUUAUAGCCGCGUAAACUGUAAGUUGAAUGCUUAAUUCCAAAUGUAGACGCCCAAAUUCCAGAUCUUGGAUAAGAUCCUGACUCUGCUUUAACCUAAAAUUACCAUAACAAAAUUGGAAAAGAAACUAUCUUUAUCAGUUCUUAACUGUUUUCCCUACUAGAGCCUAUAUAUGCGAUUAAAAGUGAUGAACCAGGCGGGAAUCCUAACCGCAUUAUGAAGAUUAAUGCCCAGCAUAACGUACGCAUGAACGCUAUUUAGACAUGAAAUAUAGUUAUAAUGUUUUAUUGAAAAUAGAGUUUUAUUUUUUUCUUUCCUAUUUCAGUACAAUCCCGCAGUUCAAGCGAAGGUUGUGAUUAUGACAAAACAAGUUGAAAUUUACUCAUCCACUUUGCGCCUUCAAGCUUCAUUUACAGGGCUCAGGUAAACAUUAAGCUUUGUAGCAUGUAUCUAUACAUCGUCAAUUUUUUGGGCAAUGUACAAAGCAGGUGGUUAAUUAAGGCUACAGACGCGUUUAUUUGGAUGCUUUUUGUGGGAAAUGAGUUGUUAAUGACUUCCUAUGAGGCGAACAUACUACAAUCCUUGUAAUAAUUAUAGUGGACAGCGCGUGUGCGUAGAUAAAAAUACACGAUUUGCGGCAAAGAUACCAACAUGUGUAUAUAGAAUCACAUGCAUACAGCAACCCCUCGUCUAUAUUUGUCAAACAUUUAUUUAACAUGAAGUGUUUCAAGUGUUGCCAUGACAACACGAUAAUUUUAUAUUUUUUAUUACUUUUAACUACACAAUAAUGAAUUUUGGAAAUAUGUACCGUGGGUAUGUUAUUUUCAAAAUUAAACAUUCAAAGCAAUUCUGUCCUAUACUUCACGAUUUCCCAUAGUAAAUCAAUUCUUCUCAUUCCAGCAAACAAAAAUUAAAAAUUGCUACAAAGCUCAUUGUAUGAAACGAUUUUUCGGGUAUAUGUGUUUGAAAAUUGAAAUCUUGCUUAUCCCACUCCUGCCAAACAGCCAUACUUUGAGAUCAUUGAGAAGGUCCACCCACGAAACCGACGCGACGGAAGAGGUAAUUUCGCUGGCCUCAAAGUGACGAAACGUAACAAAUAAAGCAACGGUUUUACUAACACUAACCCUAUUCCAAACACCAACUCUAACCCUGAUCCUAACCCUACUCCAAGUUUGUUUCUAAACCAAUCUUGAAGAAAAACGUUUUGACGAAAUGUCAGGUCAGCGAAAUAACUUCCAGACGGCUCGUGUUGGCUCGGAGAUGAACAGUGAUAUAUUUUAGUUUACAGCUAAGUGUCCACAAAAUUUUUGCUAUGAUUGUAUAUCCGUUGCUGGGAUUAAUAGAUACCAACUUUUUCUGGAGAUGGUGCUGAAAAGCUUUAUUUGUGCAUCCCCCAUACAAUCCACCUACAGCCAACAUCAAGGAACACGUUUUUUCCCUUGAAUGAUCUAGCCAACCUAGCUAUAUACAUUAAGCCGUGAUGAGCAGUGCGGUAUCCAGUACAUGCGUCAUUCUAACGGGAAAGAGUUAAACAUACACUUACAACUAGUUAUUCUUGUCUUUCCUAGAUAUCUCAUCUUCAACUGGCCUGUGUUAUUUUCAUGUGUUUCCAUUCUUGGUAAUUUCAUAAUCGUUUCCUUACUUUACUCUGCUUGCGUAAAUCAAUUUAUGCCAAAUACAAACACAACAACGAACAGUGCUACACAACAGCAACAUGUUACAAACGUCCAACAACAAAGUACCACAUCGCAGUUGAGUAACGGACGCACAUCCACAGCAGUUACUACCACGCCUGCUGCCGAUGUUGAAACAGUCAGUUCAAGUGUUGAAACGGUCAGUUCAAGUGUUGAAACAGUCAGUUCAAGUGUUGAAACAGUAAGUUCAAAUGUUGAAACAGUCAGUUCAAAUGUUGAAACAGUCAAUCCCGCCGUUCUAAGAGCCUCGGAACCAACACAAGAAAACCAACCCUCAACAUCAUGUGAAGUUAGAAAGCGGCGAUAUACUCGUAUCGCGUCUGUAAAAUUAAAAUUUCGUAAGAAGCAACCAAGAAUAUCUCAUGUUGGUCAAAGACGAAUAAGGAAUAUUAAAGUUACGAGGCAAGACAUUGAUGAUGUAGUCCAUGAAUCUUUAAAUAAUGAUGACGCUAUGGAAAGCGGUGUGAAUCAAGAGACAAAAACAUCUAGCAAUGUUAAUGAUGUAAAUGAUGAUUCGACAUUUGCUCUCGUUAGAGAUUCUGCAAAGAUUACUAGUGUGUCAUUAGAUGGAAUUCAAAUGGCCAAUGGAUGUUCACCAGCUAGGGCAAGCCAUGUAAGGAAACGUCGAAAGACUGGUGGCGGUGAUAAAACAAAAAAGGAAGGGCAAUGUAGCAAAAGCACAACGUGGAGAAUAACCAGCAAUGAAUUAGUCAAUGAUAAUUCAGAAAAGAAUAAACUAAAAGAAAAUGCAAGUGAGAGCAUGGAAAAUAAGUCUUCAGGUAGAAUUGAAUCUCGAUCGCAAAACCAUAUGAAGUCAUUAUGGGAGAACUUUUGCUUUGCAAAAAGCUGGGAAAGUUUUAAAUUACCGCGAAUACGAAGACUAGGAAUGUAUUUACAAGAAACAAUGCCGUCCGUUUCUCAGAAUAUUAGACACUGUGUAUCUGAUCUGGAACUAUCCUCCAUUGAAGAGAGAAGGUUAAGUGAAGGUGGUAGUCUGAGGAGGUCGGUUAGUGCGAGCGAUAUAUCAUUACUGGAUGGCAAUUCUACGGUAAUGAGCGAAAUUUGCCAAUAAUAUUGUUUAUACAGGUAAAUGUAGUAUAAUGAAAGUUUGUAGGACACUGUUGUAAUAUAUCUUAUAAAAACCUAUGUAUAAUGUAAAGUAUAUCAUACCUAAUUUUAUGAAAUUCUAAUCACUGCACACUAUUGAAUAAGCAAUAUUUGUAGUCUAUGGACUGAAAGAACCCUAUACCGACGCCCUUUAGAUUGACUAAAAAUACGUGCCCACUUAAAAUAUACCAGGAUGAAUUCCAUGUCACUUGAUUCACCUCGGAAGAGAAACUUUGAACUCAGUUUGCCACUGAAGUUUGGUCCCCUUUUAACUCAAAAAAAACAUUAAAGUAAGUGAGGAAAAUUUCCCGAGUUUGCUAUUCUUCCCGAGUGGCAGACCAUUUUCCCUUUCUUAAAUCAGUCAAAUGUGGGUGGGGGGAAAGGAAAAGAGGGCUAGACAAGGCCUGACAAAUCCCUCUUUCGGGACGCACAACGUCUGCGAGUAGGCUAGGCCGCAUGUAAAAAAGCCCAAAUCCGGCUUUUCACCUAAUUGCUCUAUUAGACAAAGACAUUUUAAGGUAAUUCCGCAGUAAUUGUUCCCGAAAUGAGAAUGUGCUGAAACUUCCCAGGCAUGGAGUUUAUGAUAUACUUAAAGUAAAAUCACACAAAAAAGUCGGGGUCACCGAACUCGUUAAGAAGAUAUGACAAUCACAAUAUACCACCUUUACCCCAAUAUGGCGCCAUCUUGACGCUCAUUACGAAUAACAGCAAACUCACAACAGCCCGAUAUUUAUUGACGUUUUUAGCGCGGAUUUUGCUUUAGUAAUCCUAUCUUGUAAUUAUUUUUGAAAAAUAUCGUGUUUUGAGCAAAAUGAAACUACUAACGUGUACAAUUCUGAUCCACAAAUGUCUUUUGCACAUUUCUUUACACAUCUUUCUUUGAGAACAUGCAUUGUAAAGCUUUUUUUUCAAGAUCCAGAAAUGAUUUUUCUUUUAAUUUCGGAUAUGAAACGUAAAAUGCAUUAAAGAAAUAAAUUAUCAGUUGGGGGUCACCGAUCUUUUUAGGGGAUUCUGGCAUUAAAACGUGAAGUACAAGUAAAUAAAUAUACUACAGACACAGGAACCCUAGCUACACUUUUGUAUGCCUUUUUUGAAAACAUUGAUUUUAACGUAAUUCUUUGCACGAAUGUAACCAAAGAUGUUUUGAAGUAACAUAAAAUUGUCAUAAAAUGAUAUUUUUUUAAACGGUACGUAUAAUGGAUGAAAUUAUAAGUUAUAGGAUGUGCGCAGUAAAAGUGCGCAAUGCAAAACUGCGGAAUUACCUUAAUCUGUCUUUUUGAUUGGUUCAUGCUAAUUGAUUAGGGGUGGACCAUUAGAAAUCCCAGGAGGCGGCGGGGUAUAAAAUUUUUGCGGCACGAUUUUUUUUUCAGUCUCAUGUCUCUACACUCUACAGGAUUUUGUUUAUGCAUUUAACCUCUGCAAGAAUUUUUUUCAAGACUAUUUGCACUAUGCUGUUUGCUUGCACGAUUUUUUUUUCUCCGACGUAAUGGCUGCACGAAUUUUUUUCCAGGCAUUUAUCUUUGCACGAAUUUUUUGGGGGGAAUUUUCAACCCCCCUCCCGGGAUUUCUAAUGGCCCGCCCCUUAUGAUUAUAUAAUUACUUUAUGGUUUCCGUGUUUGGAUGGCCUGAUCCAAACACGCGGGAAUGUUGCGAGAGUUAAGAAAAGCGCGCGAAACACGAGCCGAAGGCGAGUGAUUUUGCGCGCUUUUCUUAACUCGAGCAACAUUCCCAAGUGUUUGGAUCAGGCCAUCCAAACACGGAAACCAUAAAGUAAUUGUUUUAUAAAAUAACAACAAAGUUUAAAAUUCCCGCGAAGGCACUUUAGAUUUCCGUGUUUGGAUGGCCUGAUCCAAACACGGGUUUCGACCAAUCAGAGCACGCGUUAUUUACAUGUUAUUUUAUAAUAUACUAGUACUAUUGUUCAUGUUGUCUCGAUCUCUAUUAGAGUGGUAGCUUUAAUAACAGAUAGCGGGCGAAUUGAGAGAUGUAGUUCAAUUUUCUUGCAUGUGCCUUAGUGUCAAUAUUGCCGCAUGUAGUAAGUCGUAAAAUUAAUACAUUUACAAAUAUACAUGCGGGUUUCGAUUUCUUUUUGACAAACUCAAAUUUACCUCAAUCACAAUAGACAACUUGCAUGUUAGACUAAUUUUUUAUUUAGGCAAAAAAAAGUAAAUUCCCGUAAAGAACUUAUUAAAAUCAGUAAAAUUGCAAAAUUUGGUUACGAAAUGUUGUAAAAUACAGAAAAUAUAGCCUUGCGAAGUUUGCAUAUUUUCAGUAUGUUUGUAUUACGUGCGGAAAUUGGUAUCAUUUUUGAGCCGAAAAUGCAAUUUUACUAAUUUCAUUAUUUUCUUUUUAACUGUUGUGUUUUAUUCCCUUCUCUUUACUUAGAUUAAAGUUUAGUCUAACAUGCAAGUUGUCCAAUGCAGGUGGUCCAUCAUCAGGACAGGAAAAAGAAUUUUCUUCCUGGGAGCACAACCUGGAGACAAAAAUUUCCUGCGGACCAACGGAGUAUUUUUGUGCUAAAUCUGCAUGUGUAUGAACAUGUAGUGUACUAGUGUUCUAGCUGACCAUGGUUUUAAAUUCAAGGAAUAAUGUCCUGGCAACCAUAUGUUGCACUCAUAGUGGGACAUGGGUGUUAAGGUUUAAUUCCUACAAAUUUUCAAUAGCAAAUCUUCAUUACUGCAAAGCUUUCGAUCUGUAAGCCCGGAUCUUCAUCAGUG
Messenger RNA from Paramuricea clavata, 9959 nucleotides. The record is from the annotation of a GenBank genome assembly. Lineage: Eukaryota; Metazoa; Cnidaria; Anthozoa; Malacalcyonacea; Plexauridae.